AUGACAAAAUUAGCUGAACAACAUCGAUGCGAUCAACCAUUUGAUAUCUAUACUCUUUUUAAAUGUUUUACAAUGGAUACAAUUUGGUCAUGUGGAUUCGGUCUAGAUACUGACAUGCAGAAUAAUCCGAAUGAUCCGCAUUUGGUUCAAUCACAACGAGUCGCAGCCGAAGAGAGUAAUAUUACGCCUCUCCUCAUUUUAUUUCUUUUCGUUCCUGAACUCAAAUGGCUCUGGAAUGGACUUCAUCAAUGUGAUAGUUCUAUUCGAUAUUGGUUAACUAACUAUCUACCUAUAACACGACGAUUUAUCAGUGAUGAACCCUUGAUGUGGAUCGAGAAACAAGCUGAACACUUGGUCAAGAAACGUGUCAAAUUAGGCUAUACAAAACGAAUGGAUCUAUUGCAAUUGAUGCUCGAAUCAGCCUCGGACGAUGAUUUCAUUCAAGACCAACCAACGUCAGCCGUUGCCAAUACUGAAACGACCACUGAGACACCACUUGUUCGGAAACUAAUCAAACAUGAAAUUGUUGCAAAUAUUGCUCUCUUCAUGAUUGCUGGCUAUGAAACGACGAGUACGGCGCUGAGCUAUAUUGCUUAUGUUCUGGCUACUCAUCCAAAUGAACAACGAAAAUUACAAGAACAUAUCGAUGCUCAUUUUGAGUCGAAUACCGAACAGGACAUACCGAGCUACGAAUCGAUUACUGAAAUGGACUAUUUGGAUAUGUUCAUUCGAGAAACUCUUCGUAUGUAUCCAAUCGUACAGAACAUUAUCAAUCGACAGAAUAGUGAAGAGUUUCACAUUGAAAACGUUGGAACUAUUCCAGUUGGUACCAUUACCACUGGCAGUAUUUAUGAUUUACAUUUUAAUUCGGAUCUUUGGGGUCCAGUCGAUCCACACAUAUUCUAUCCAGAACGAUUUGCUACGAAACGACAUCCAUUAGCCUGGGUUCCAUUUGGUGCUGGACCGCGAAAUUGUGUGGGAAUGCGAUUUGCAUUGUUGGAAAUCAAAGAAUUACUUGUUCGCCUUCUUAAAAUCUAUUCAAUUGUCGAUUGUGGUGAACAAACACAUAAUUCGAUCAACGAACUUACAGAAACUUUUGUUAUUUUCCCUAAAAAGAUUAUUGUUCGCUUGCAGCGCCGAGAUGAAGACGCAUAA
Rotaria sordida is the source of this 1155-nucleotide messenger RNA. Lineage: Eukaryota; Metazoa; Rotifera; Eurotatoria; Philodinida; Philodinidae. The record is from the annotation of a GenBank genome assembly.